Messenger RNA from Pectinophora gossypiella (pink bollworm), 4501 nucleotides. Its product is annotated as sorting nexin-4-like. Bases 98 to 1357 code for a protein of 419 amino acids. The record is from RefSeq and is a predicted model, not a curated record. NCBI's taxonomy places the organism in Eukaryota, Metazoa, Arthropoda, Insecta, Lepidoptera, Gelechiidae. Gene Ontology annotation, molecular function: phosphatidylinositol binding. Gene Ontology annotation, biological process: protein transport. The transcript is spliced from 10 exons.
UAUCCAAAUGUCAUUUUCCUUGACGACUUGGUUCCCUAUUUCUAAUUUCCUCAUAAUAUUUGUAGAAUUCUCGUAAAUUAUUCCAUUUAGACCAAAAAUGUCGGCAGAAAAUUCGCCGAUUAAACCAUCUAGAUCACCCAGUGACAUAGAAACUCUCGAGGAUUUUGAGAAUCAAGAUACGCUGUUGAAACAUGUGGAUAUAUCGAUUGUGGAGUCGGAGAAACGUGCGAACGGUACUCUUCACGUCCGGGACCACUACACAGUGUAUCUAAUCGAUCUGAAAGUAACGGAUCCAGAUUAUAAACUAGUGCAGUCGAAGAUAAGCACGAUAUGGCGGCGGUACACGGAGUUUGAACAGAUACACGACUACCUGCAGGUCACAUACUCGCAUGUAGUCAUACCACCUCUGCCGGAGAAACGGGUAAUAUAUGCAUGGAGGAAGUCAGACACAACGGACCCCGAGUUUGUGGAACGCAGACGAGCGGGGCUGGAGAACUUCCUGCUGCGUGUAGCGUCUCACCCUAGAUUGUGCUUUGAUGACCAGUUUCUGCACUUCCUGCAACAGGAACACGGCUGGCGGGAAACCAUUACUGAUAGUGGCUACCUGUUACAAGCUGAAAAUAAACUAAAAUCAUUAUCAGUAUCAAUCAGACUGAAGAAACCUGAUCCUGAAAUAGAAAGUGUAAAGAAUUAUGGGAAACAGCUGGAGACCAAUUUAGGAAACUUUUUAUAUACUAGAUCAAAAAUAAUAGAGAAGAAUUACGCAUUAUGCAAGAUGCAUUCUAACUACGGCAAGUUGUUUAGCGAAUGGAGCGUCAUUGAGAAGGAGAUGGGCGACGGACUGCAGAAGGCGGGACACUAUUUUGAUUCGAUAGCAGACAGCAUCGACUCGGUAGCCGAGGACGAGGAGCAACUAGCGGACCAACUGAAGGAGUAUUUGUUCUACGCAGGCGCGUUACAACAACUGUGUCACAACCAUGAGGGGUUGCAGCGAGCACUAGAGACCGCACAGGAUACCCUUGCCAACCGGAUAGCAGAGCGCGGCCGCGCGGCGGCGGGCAAGUCGGGCCUGAUGUCGCGGCUGUUCGGCACCACGGACCCCGACAUCGUGCGCGACCAGACCACGCGCGCGCUCGACGCCAAGAUACUGCAGGACCAGCAGGCCAUCGAGAAGGCCAAGCUUGACCUCCAGGAAUUCACGAAAAAAGCGAUAGUUGAAAUAGAACAUUUCCAAAAGCAAAAAGACAAAGAUCUACACGAGUCUCUAGUUGGAUUCAUCACUUUACAAGUUAAAGCUGCCAAAAAGAACCUCCAAGCAUGGACGCAGAUCAAGGAAUGCCUACAGAACAUGCCGUGAGCCCCUACACUGUACAGUCAUUAAUUUAUUAUUUACCGUCACAAGAGGGUUAAAAAGGCCACAUCGAAGCAAUUCACAUAAAAAAGCAAUAUUGCUAUUUGUGCAUAAAAAGUAACUGCGCAAUGUAAAGAAAUGUCAAAUAGCAAUAUUGCUUUUCUAGAUGAUUUGCUUUUGGUGUGGCUUUUUAACCCCACAGGCCAUUUAGUGGUUAUUACACUACCCAAUCUACCCACCUCGACGCGUCAAGGUCAUAUCGAGAUUGGGAAAAUCGACGAUAUUACACUAGCGCGAGAUCGUGGUUACCAUGGUUACGCACCAUUUUGCUAUUAGUCUACACGGUCCUGUAGGCUCUGCACGGUAACCGCGCCACGGCGCGAAUUAUAUCGAGGCUUUCUUCCAAUAGCCGUUCGACGUCCAUCUACGUAAAUAGCAUUCGUAUCGUUUAUUUGUCGAAGGGCUCAAUUCCCAAUCCCGGCAGUUCGUCGCGCCCACGACCUUGACGCAUCGGGCAGGAUGGCUUGGCAAAUGUAAUAACCGCUUUUGUAAUACUGUAUAGGUAAACUAAAACUAAUUAUAAAAACUAUAAUCAUGCAUAAAAACCGAAAAAUACAUAAAUUUGUUCAAAUAAGUACUGUUGAUUAUGUCCCAAAUAUCACCAUUCUGUUAAUACAUACCUAACAUACCAUAAACAGCUUGUAAAGGGUGUUAGUGACACCAUGAUUCAGGUGACCACCAUGAUUCGCAAAAGUCAUCAUCAUCAUCAUCAUCAAUUUAAGAGCCACGCUCAUGUCGGUGCAGCAUUUUCAAUGCUACUUUUUUAGGGAAAAAUAGGGCAGUGGUUUCCCUCUUGCCUUCCGCCCUGCAGUACUCUGACUGACGCAAGUGGGAUAGCGCCCAGAGUAGUCUAUUACAAAGCCAUACUAGGACUCCUGUCCUCCGCCUCUGAAUAGUACUGACAAUAACAGUCGCAAAAGUAUGUAGCUGAAAAUAUUAAAAAAACGCUAAAACUUUCAGGAAUUUUCCGACAGGAAAUUCCACUUGAUAUCAACUCAGAAUCAUGGUCUGAAUCAUCCCUUCAGUAUUCGUUACGGUGUCACUAACACAGUGUCUACGUCCUACUGAUGGGCACAGACCUCUACUCCAUCAACCGGAGGGGGAGCAUACUCCACCACGCUGCUCCGCUUUGGGCGUUGUUACGGCUAAUAGCCGGGAUCAACGGAUUAACGUACCCUCCGGACAAUCAUGUCUUUCAAGUCUACAAGUCCUUACCAAAUAAAGGACAUUCUCACAAACAGAUUUCGACAAUGUCCCCACCGGGAAUCGAACCCGGACUUUCAUAUCGUGAGCCUAACGCCACUAGACCACAGAGGCUGUAAUACAUACCUAAAACUCAAAAAGAAAAAAAUAUAUCGCCACUAUUAUAAAAAUCUCAUGUAUUUUAUUUAUUGUACUGUACAUACGAGUAAUUAGAUAGGUUUAAAAUGUCCUUUAUGUUCACACUCAAAUUAUUGAAGACGUAUUUAUUUAAGACAUUGUUCAUUCCAAUCUAAUAUACUUACGUAUAUAUACUUAUAAUAUACUUACAUAAAUAGUCGUUUAUAGUGUUCAAUUUUAUAUACUUUUCACGUAAAGAUAUCGGGUCGUUCAUAUCAUGUUAAGAAAGCUAGAUUACACCAUGUUGCACUUUUGUAAAGUAUCAAAAUAUAUCGUAUAAAUACAUAUUACUCAUUUAAUAUACUUGUAUUUACGUAUUAGUUAAAAGGCAAAUCAAAUAUAAUAUUUUUUCUAUAUUUUCAAUGUCGAGAUAAUAGAAUCCGUGAUGGCCAUGCACGGAAAGCAAUUCACCUAAAAACAAUAUUGCUAUUUGACAUUUGUUUAUAUUGCGCACUUAUUUUUAUAUGCGCAAAUGUCAAAUUGCAAUAUUGCUUUUAUUAGAUAAAUUGCUUCGAUGUGGCCUUUUCAAUCCCCGGUUCUGUGAACGUGUGACUUACAACGUAGAAUAAAAAAAAAAAACAAAUUAUGGUACGGGUAAAAAUCGAAUUAAACCACUGAAUUCGACUUUAGCAGUAACUACACUACCCUCUCCACCCAGAUCGACGCAUUAAGGUCACAUCGAGAUUGGUAAAAUCGACGCUAUUACACUCGCUCAGAUCGUGUUAACCAUGGUUACUCCCCACCAACUCGCUCAGAUCGUGGUUACCAUAGUUACGCCCACCAAUUUGCUAUUAGACUACACGAUCCUUAUUGCCGCGCCCGUGACCUUUGAUAAGCGCUAGUUUCAUUUGCCAAUCCAUAAUGUCCGAUGCGUCAAAAUAACGGGCGCGGCGAUCAGGAUCGUGUAGUCUAAUAGCAAAUUGGUGGAGCGUAACCAUGGUAACCACGAUCUCGAGUAAGUCUAAUAUAAUGGCGUCGAAUUUCCCGAUCUCGAUCCGUGAAGCUGGCUGGAAGGAUUGGCUAGUCUAAUAACCGCUUUUAUGAGUUUGAAUUCACGUUUGGAUCAUAGAUAUAAAUAAUACCUUACUAUACAAUGAUUUUCAAUACCUAUUGAGUUAAUGCCAUUUGAGGCAAAUCACGUUAAAAAUACUCGUCACGUUAACAAUUCACGUUAAAAAAAAAUUGUAUUUGACGCGCUGCUCGCCUACACAAAAAUGUAAUUGAUUCUAAAAAGCGUUUAUAUACUUCUAUCUAGUUAAGAUUUAUAUGGAAAAUUUCGAGUUUCAUGUAACAAAUGUAUUGUAUAAUGUAGUUAAUUUCGUCCAUUUUCAUUUGCAUUUUUUUUUACUUUAAAUGUAGAUGCCUCUAUGUAAAUAAAUACUCAACUGUGAUGUUAAGACCAACUCAAUGUAGCGACUUAGCUAGUGUCGAAAUUCUAGUAUUUUUCUAUCUACCAAUCAGAUUACAUUAGGUUACUCCAUGGCGUGAUAGCCGACGCCUCUGAUUGGUCAAAAACAAUGUUACCAUUUCAAAGACAAGAAUUUCGGCAAACUUUUGUAUUAUAAAUGUAAAUGUGCUGAGUACCCAAAUGUGCUAACGUGUAUUUAUUUAGCUAAAUCACUAAAAAAAGUAGAUUUAUUUACUUUAUUAUUUAAUCAACGUAUGGCAUAGUGUGAAAAUGUAGUUUUGAAUAAAUAUCAGUGAUUUUUA